This is a messenger RNA of Ricinus communis (castor bean), 767 nucleotides long. RefSeq names its product protein LURP-one-related 17. The transcript is spliced from 2 exons. The coding region runs from base 62 to 730 and encodes 222 amino acids. The record is from RefSeq and is a predicted model, not a curated record. NCBI's taxonomy places the organism in Eukaryota, Viridiplantae, Streptophyta, Magnoliopsida, Malpighiales, Euphorbiaceae.
CUGUAAAAGAAAAGGAGAGAGAGAUAGAUACUGAUAAAAACAAAAAAAGGGUAUUAUUAUUAUGAAGAAGUUCUUUUUUUUGAAAUCUUUGUCAAGAUCAGUCCACGAUGAAGAAGAUCAUCAGCAACAGAAUGAGACCAAGAUUGCAGAUGAUGGUGGGACGUGUACAUCGCUAACGGUGUGGAGAAAGUCACUUAUAAUUAACUGCAAUGGAUUUACAGUGAUUAAUUCACAUGGAGAUUUAGCUUAUCGUGUGGAUAGUUAUAUGGUUCGUCCUCAUGAACUUAUUCUCAUGGAUGGUUCUGGAAAAUCUGUCCUUACAGUGCAUCGACGAAAGAAGCUUGGAUUGGGAGAUAAUUGGGAAGUGUGCGCAGGGGAAGUAGGUAGAUAUUGUUCAACAACAACUGAAUUGACAAAGAAGCCAAUUUGGAGUGUGAAGAAACAUAUCAGCAUACUACGAGGAAAUGACAAUGUACUUGCACAUGUUUAUAGAGGUAGCUGCAUAGAGAAAAGAAAUAAUUACUCAUAUGUUAUUGAAGGUUCUUAUAGGCAGAGAUCAUGUAAAAUCAUGGAUGAAUCAAGAAAUGUUGUCGCAGAAAUCAAGAGGAAAGAAGCAAUGGUAGUUGGGGUUUCUUUUGGGGUUGAAGUUUUCUUAUUAGUUGUACAGCCAGGGUUUGAUCCUGGAUUUGCUAUGGCUCUUGUUUUAUUGUUGGAUCAAAUGUUUUCAUAGAUUAAUACAUGUUUUUAUGCUUUUCUCUUUUUUUUCA